Molecule: messenger RNA, 1724 nt
Organism: Saccostrea cuccullata (small rock oyster)
Lineage: Eukaryota; Metazoa; Mollusca; Bivalvia; Ostreida; Ostreidae
Product: medium-chain acyl-CoA ligase ACSF2, mitochondrial-like
Exons: 1
Coding region: 1-1698 (565 amino acids)
Biological process (GO): fatty acid metabolic process
Molecular function (GO): medium-chain fatty acid-CoA ligase activity
Source: RefSeq, a predicted model, not a curated record
AUGGAGAACGUGCUUAGUUAUAUACGUUCACAAAAACCUAUCAAGGCACCUUACACAACCAUACCAAAACUUGUACAAAAAUGGGCAUCUCUAAAGCCAGAAAAUGAAGUCUGUGUUUUCUACAGUCAAACCUUGACAAGAAAAUCAAUUACAUACGGCCAGCUUUAUGAGGAUUCAUACAAACUAGCGAAAGGACUUGUACGUAAAGGCAUUGGGAGGGACGAUAUCGUGGGUGUUGGUGGAAACAACACACCAGAAUGGCUUGUGAGUACUUUUGCUGUACAACUAGCAGGUGCCCGCCCCAUCCACUUUCCCUUCUUGGACAAAUCGGGAAAUGGAAUAAAGGAUUUGUUGAACAGCAUUGGAGGAUGUUCCAUGUUGAUCUUUGACCCGGGACAUGAGGAUGGCCACUGGAAAACAAUUCAGAAUCUCGCAUCAGUUGAUCCAGAAACGGGCUCUGUAAAGAGAUCCGAGAUAUUUGGUCUUAAGUGGAUUGUACUAGAAAGUCCAUUGAGUUCAUCAGAAAAAUUCUUCACGAUAUCUGACCUGUUCUGCGACGAUGUAAUCACUUUACCAGAAAUAGACCCGGAAGAUACUGCAAGCAUUUUAAUGACGUCAGGCAGUACAGGACGUCCAAAGACUGUGGAAUGGAGCCAUUAUUUCUUUAUCCAAAAUGCCCAUAAAUUAGACGAUGCCAUGGACAUUGCUGGAAUAUUAGAGAAACAAGAAGUACCUGUCUACCUCAAUGAUCGGCCAUUCUUUUGGAUAGGAGGGUAUCCUUUCUGGUGUACCAUAACAGGAGGAACACGUGUAACUCUAUCAAGUACACUUGCGUUUUCAUCGAUAUCUGAAAUGGUCAACUUCUCAACCAAGAUUGCAGUGAAAGAAAAAGCAAACAGUGGAUUCUUUAUUGUUCCAUUUCUUUUGGAAUUGCUUGCCAUGAAAAAUUUCCCCUUGAAAUUCCACUCUGUUAUAACUGGUGGACAACCUGUACCAGCAAAUUGCUUGUCUGGUAUAGGUAUAAAGUAUGAGGUUAUUUCAGACGUAUAUGCAGCUUCUGAACUUGGGUCCAUUGCACAAAAUACAUAUCGUUCAUCGUCUGCUUCAGUCGGAAAAUUUCCAGCUGUUGGAACAGAAAUUAAAGUCGUAGGAUUUGAUGAAAGGAUGGUCCCCCUAGAAGAGAAUGGAGAAAUUCUAGUUCGAUCCUCUCCCUCCUUUAGAGGAUACGUUAAGAAUGAAGAACGAACCCAGAAAGUAAUGACUUCGUCUGGAUGGUACAAAACGGACGAUUUUGGUCACAUCACAAAGGAAGGUCACUUGGAAGUACUCGGAAGGGUGUCUGACGUCAUGUUGAUUUCGGGAUUAAAGGUUUUACCCUCAGCUAUUGAAUCUAUCAUUAAGAAACACCCAGAUGUGAAGCAAGUUAUCGUUUUCUCCAUAAAGGAUGUUAAGCACGCAGACGACAUUCCUUGUGCUGCCAUUGUUAGAAAGGACGGAGCGAUGGUAACCGAAGAAGGUUUGUGCGACUUUGUCCGCAAAGAAAUUAAUAUUGACGACGAGGCUGUUUUUAUAGAAAACAUAUAUGUUCCCAAAUACAUUAUUUUUCACAAGAUGGAUUUUCCAAAAACACAAACUGGAAAGGUAGAUAGAAGUGCGACAAAAAAGAUAUCCAUUCCUCAUCAAGACAAUCUGAAGUAAUAUUUUUCUCAUGUGAUAAAUUGAUA